AUGUCAGGACAGGAGCCUUCACGUCCUGACAAGGGCAAGACGGUAAAAAAGGCUAGGAAGGCGAAGUACGUUGUUAGAGUUCCNAAGGAGAUACCAUUCUCCAAUGCCAGAGCUCGACCAGAUGUUGGAUGCUCACGUCGACCACCACCCUCUUCUACGAUGCCCACACCUUCUGUCGGGCCCACACCUUCUACUAUAGGGCCCACUCCUUCUACUAUAGGGCCCACUCCUUCUACUAUAGGGCCCACUCCUUCUACUAUAGGGCCCACUCCUUCUACUAUAGGGCCCACACCUCCUACUGUAGUGCCUACUCCUUCAGUGGUAGGGCAAACACCAUAUAUUCAUCCCUCUUCUAUCCCCACACCACCUUCUAUACCAUCUCCAGAUGUACAUCAGCCAUCUGCUGAUGUUGCUGAUGUUGCUGAUUCUGCUGAUACUGCUGAUUUGGAUGAUCCUGCUCCUCAUGAUCGACCAUUCAUUGAGCCGUGCGGAAAAGGGUUUCUUCCUUCUAGAGUUGCUUCACAGGCCAUCACUAGGACUAUUAAGCAACAAUUUCUGCAGCCUUGGGCAUCAUGGGGAGUAAUCUCUGACGACGAUAAAAAGCUAUUUUGGGAGAGAUUUAAGGUAAAACCAUGUCUUACUUAA
Molecule: messenger RNA, 645 nt
Organism: Vigna radiata var. radiata (mung bean)
Lineage: Eukaryota; Viridiplantae; Streptophyta; Magnoliopsida; Fabales; Fabaceae
Product: vegetative cell wall protein gp1-like
Exons: 2
Coding region: 1-645 (214 amino acids)
Source: RefSeq, a predicted model, not a curated record